CAGCAUUAAAAAUUCGCCUCCAACAAUUGCAAGAUGAUGCAUAUACUAAUGCCUCCAUAUUAACAGAACAUCCAGUUUUUUCAUCUAAAGAACUCCACACGUACACAGCACAAGCAAUUCUAGUAAUGCACCAAAAUCAGAUUCAAAUCGAAAGAACAGCUAACCCCUGGCCUCUCCCUCUAAAAAUAAACAAACCUAACACUCGGUUCACUAAUAUAAAAAGAUCUACAUUAAAAGCCUUUAUCAUCAAAUUAAUUACUAACGAAGUUCCUAACUAUGUGAAUCUAUAUCUUAGAAAUAAAGAAAAAAACACAAAUUACUCCUGUGCACGUUGCAAUACAGAAGUGGAAGAUACUCCUCACAU
Messenger RNA from Racocetra fulgida, 364 nucleotides. NCBI's taxonomy places the organism in Eukaryota, Fungi, Glomeromycota, Glomeromycetes, Diversisporales, Gigasporaceae. The record is from the annotation of a GenBank genome assembly.